AUGGCCUCAACAGAGCAUAAUGACCACACACAAACACAAUCGUUGAGCUAUCCCGCACCCUCAGUAGCAGCAGACGCCAACGAUGAUAACAAAAUACACCUCCUCCUCGCAGCCAGCGGCUCUGUAGCAACGAUAAAAAUCCCCAAUAUCCUCCACGCCCUCUCCCACCAUCCCAAUCUUGCCAUCCGCCUAAUCCUUACCAAAUCCGCAACCAACUUCCUCGGGGGCCAAAGUGCAGAACAACCCCACUUCGAGUCUCUAUCCAAGAUUAAGAACGUGGAAGGCAUUUUCCUCGAUGAGGAUGAGUGGGGGGUUCCUUGGAAGCGUGGCCACGAUAUCCUACAUAUUUCCCUGAGGCGAUGGGCGCAUAUAUUGGUUAUUUGUCCGCUGAGCGCUAAUACUUUGGCGAAAAUUACUGGGGGGUUUAGUGAUAAUUUAUUGACGAGCGUGGUCCGGGCUUGGGAUACAACCGGCGAGGUAGGAGAUAGAAAGAAGAGGAUUGUUGUUGCGCCUGCUAUGAAUACUGCCAUGUGGAACCACCGUAUCACCAACAAGCAAAUUUCUGUCUUGGAGCAGGAAUGGGGCAUUCGUGAGAAUGUUAAAGAAAAUGAAUCUCAAGGUUGGUUCGAGGUCCUGAGGCCGAUGGAGAAAGAGUUGGCGUGUGGUGAUGUUGGAGAUGGGGCGAUGAAGGAUUGGAAGGAGAUUGUUGGUGUUAUUGAAGAAAGACUAGGACUUGGACAGCCACGCUGA
Messenger RNA from Venustampulla echinocandica, 750 nucleotides. RefSeq lists its product as uncharacterized. The transcript has a single exon. Lineage: Eukaryota; Fungi; Ascomycota; Leotiomycetes; Helotiales; Pleuroascaceae. Gene Ontology annotation, molecular function: phosphopantothenoylcysteine decarboxylase activity; FMN binding. Gene Ontology annotation, cellular component: phosphopantothenoylcysteine decarboxylase complex. Gene Ontology annotation, biological process: coenzyme A biosynthetic process. The record is from RefSeq and is a predicted model, not a curated record. Bases 1 to 750 code for a protein of 249 amino acids.